This is a messenger RNA of Phytophthora nicotianae INRA-310, 2036 nucleotides long. RefSeq lists its product as hypothetical. The coding region runs from base 234 to 1334 and encodes 366 amino acids. Gene Ontology annotation, cellular component: membrane. The record is from RefSeq and is a predicted model, not a curated record. Gene Ontology annotation, molecular function: metalloendopeptidase activity. NCBI's taxonomy places the organism in Eukaryota, Oomycota, Peronosporomycetes, Peronosporales, Peronosporaceae. The transcript is spliced from 5 exons.
AUCAGCUUUCGUUUUUGGACCAUCACCGAUGGGCUGGGUGAACGUCUUCCGUCGCGGGCGCGCGGCGGUGCCCAGCCACAGCUGGUCCAUCUUUGGGCCCAAGACGAAGCUGCGCAGCAUGCACCCCUUGGAGAUGCUGCAUGUAAUCAAGUUCCCGCACCUGAAUUUGGUGCAGACUCAUGUGCGUCCGUCCAAGCUGCAGACGGAGGUCAGAAGCAGAGUUGUGAUAGCAAAUGUCUAAAUACGUAGCUAACCGCUGUGACUACGAUCCGCAGUUGAUAAGGUGGGGAGCUGUGCUGGGGAUCACGUCGGCCACGUACCAGUUCCUCACUAACUUGCACACCGUCCCCAUCACUGGACGCACGCAGGUCGUGGUGCUCUCCCGAGAGGAAGAAUGUGAACUUGGUAACAAAACAGCACUGGAAGAGUUGGCAGGGGCUAAAACUAUCGACGACGGACCGCAAUUGCAAAUGUGUAUCGAUGUAGCAACUCGACUGGUGUCCGUGUCGGAGCAUUUAUUCCCUCGCGAAUACGACUGGCGAGUCUGGCUGGUGGACAAUCCGUCCUCCGCCAACGCCUGCUGCGCUCCCGGGGGUAAGAUCAUCGUGCAGACGGGGAUUCUGGACCUCAUCGACUUUGCGGUACAGAAGGGAAUUUGUCAUAGCAAGCACGACGCACUAGCGGUCGUGAUGGCGCACGAAAUCGGGCACGCGCUGGCGAGACACACGGCCGAGUCGAUGAGCAUGUUGCCGCUGAUGUAUCUCCAGUUCAUUCUGGGCAUGGAGAGCCCACUGCUCAAGUACAUUUUCCAGUUCGCCUUCAACUUGCCCUUUAGUCGGUCGCAAGAGGCCGAAGCGGACCACAUCGGCAUCAUGCUGCUUGCUAGCGCGUGCUACGAUCCGUCCGAGGCCCCGCGGCUGUGGAAGGCGUUCACUGCCUUCUAUGCAGACCCGGAGGCAGGUGAGAACGAGUUGGACAUGGAUUUCGAUUGGGUGUCAACCCAUCCGUCCAACCGCAAGCGCGAGCGAGCGCUGGACGGCCUGGUGGAGGCCGCGCUGGAGGUUCAGCGACGCAGUAGCUGGUGUGCGUUCCUCCAGAAGAAGGUAUUGGAGUUCGUGGGCGCUAACACAGAGGCCGAGCUGCUGCACCACAUCCGCGCAGCCAUGACGCAGGCUCAGGCAGAGGAAGCCCACGCCAACGCUGCGCUCCGUCCGCGACGCCGUAACACCAUUGGCGCCAUCCACGCCUUGGAGAGCCAGGAGAUGCUGAAGAUCAUCCAUGACGAGGCGAUGGCGGACGGAGAGGAGCAGCAAGUGGCAGUAGCCAACACAUAGCAUUUAGCUUCAGCAUUUAGUGCACCUGCGUCUCGUAAGAAUCAAUCAGCAUCGCUUUCUGCAUGGGAGAAGUCGACAGAAACACGAGACGAGGCCUUCUUUUACCGCGUACAGUUAGCAUUACAGACUCGCUUCGUGUGCAGCUCGCAGCUCGCUCCACUUCAAGGCAAUCUGCAAAGCAUCAGAAAGCAGCAGGUGAUGAUAAUAAUUUUGUUUUGCUGGCUCGAUUGAGCUUGUCACAGGCUUGUGCUCUGUUGAAAGUUGAAGUCGAGCAGCGAACUUGCAUCAAGAAGUUUGAUACCAAGACGCCACUCAAGUUGCAUGUUCGGUGGCACCUGCGAUAAAUGUGCGUUUGCGAUCCCCCAACAAGAAAUUCUCACUGACGUGGCGUACGGUUACAGUUUCCGGCUAAGAAUGUCGUUGAUUGACGUCACGCAGAGUGUAGUUUUGCCACAUGUAGGAGCUCUUAUAUUAUUCGUUUCAAUUAUUGUACGCAUGGAAAUCGUCGACGCCUUUGCGACGUCUUUGGCCAGUUCUUCCGCCGUGCGCCAUCAACUUCUCUCGAGACGACAACAAGCUACACAGCGGAGAGAGAAGGUCUUGCAUGGGGUGAAUCUACAAUCCUGCUUCGCAGGACGGAAGCGAGGUGCUAUCGGAGGGGUGCGGAGGAGCUGCGCUGCUCGCUUGCAUACUUGCUUGCGU